Messenger RNA from Hippocampus comes (tiger tail seahorse), 2257 nucleotides. RefSeq names its product multidrug and toxin extrusion protein 1-like. Gene Ontology annotation, molecular function: antiporter activity; xenobiotic transmembrane transporter activity. Gene Ontology annotation, cellular component: membrane. Bases 373 to 1974 code for a protein of 533 amino acids. Gene Ontology annotation, biological process: xenobiotic detoxification by transmembrane export across the plasma membrane. The transcript has 17 exons. NCBI's taxonomy places the organism in Eukaryota, Metazoa, Chordata, Actinopteri, Syngnathiformes, Syngnathidae. The record is from RefSeq and is a predicted model, not a curated record.
AUCCAAGGCUGCUUUAUGAGGUGGAUGGAGAGAGAGAAAGAAAACCGCUUUGGAAUACAGUAGUUGACAACUGUAGUGACUGAUGCACACCUUUCAAAGCAAGACUCACACACUUUGAAGAAAAUGCAGAUGCAAUAGUUGACAACAGUAUUUAUUUAUUUUUUUUUUGGGCCUUCUGUAGUGACUACCGUAGCUGCGUCACGUGACCGACCGAGUGGAUGUGAUUACAUCGUUGCCGGCAAGGAUUGGAAAGUUCAUCCACUUAUCCGACAAAGGCAGCCAAUGACGACCAUAAAAAUUCAGACGAAAAGGAGUAUGUCUGGGAUAUUAAAAGCACUCCUUGUUUGACAGGUCUCGGCGGGCCUCUGCGCCAUGACGCGCUUCAUGCUGCGGCUGCCCGACGAGUACAAAAGGGAAACGCUCCUCUUGGUGAAGCUGGCCGGCCCGGUGUUCAUUUCUCAGCUGAUGAGCUUCCUGAUCGGCUUUGUCAGCCUGGUGUUCUGCGGCCACCUGGGGAAAACCGAAUUGGCCGGCGUGGCGUUAGCGAUCGCGGUGAUAAACGUUUCGGGUAUUUCCAUCGGCAGCGGCCUGGCGUCAGCAUGCGAUACGCUCAUCUCUCAGACGUACGGCAGCGGCAACCUGAAACUGGUGGGCGUGAUCCUGCAGAGGGGAAUCCUCAUCUUGCUGCUGGCCUGCUUGCCCUGCUGGGCCGUCCUGGUCAACACGCAGCCCCUCUUGCUGGCCGUCGGCCAGAGCGUCCACGUCGCCAGGCUCGCUCAGCUCUACGUCAACAUUUUCAUGCCGGCUUUACCCGCCGCCUUCAUGUACCAGCUGCAGGGGAGGUAUCUUCAGAAUCAGGGCAUCAUGUGGCCUCAGGUGAUAUCCGCAGCCGCCAGCAACAUUUUCAACGCAAUCAUCAACUAUGUCUUCCUGGUGGUGCUGGAUCUCGGGGUAGCUGGAUCGGCGGCCGCGAAUGCCAUCUCGCAGUGUUCCUUGAUGGUGUUUUUGUUUGUGUACAUGAACGCCAGGGGUCUUCACAAAGCCACGUGGGGCGGUUGGUCGCUGGACAGCUUGCGCGAGUGGGGUCCCUUCAUGCGCCUGGCGCUGCCCAGCAUGAUGAUGGUGUGUCUGGAGUGGUGGCUCUACGAGAUUGCCGGCUUCCUGGCCGGCUUGAUCAGCGAAGUGGAGCUGGGAGCCGAGUCCAUCCUUUACCAGCUGGCCGUCAUGGUCUUUAUGUUCCCCGUGGGCUUUUCCGUGGCAGCUAGCGUUCGUGUGGGAAACGCUCUCGGGGCCGGGAACACCGAGCUGGCCAAGCUGUGCGGGAAGGUCUCGGUCACAUGCGCAUUGGUGGUGUCAUGCUUCACCGGGACUUUCCUGGCCCUGUGCCGCAACUUCAUCGCUUACAUUUUCACCACAGACAAGGAGAUUGUGGCAAGGGUGGCAAAUGUUUUAGAGAUGUACAGCGCCAGCCAUGUGGCCGAUUCCUUUGCGGCCGUGACGGGAGGAAUCGUCCGGGGCGCCGGGAAGCAAACGGUGGGCGCGCUGUGCAGCUUGUUGGGCUACUAUGUGGUGGGCUUCCCCAUCGGAGUGUCGCUCAUGUUCCCCAUCAACUUGGGAAUCUUUGGACUGUGGGCGGGAUUCCUGAUCUGUGUGGUCCUGCAGUCCCUCUUUUACACCAUCUACUUGUGCAAGCUCAACUGGAAAAAAGCCACAGUGGAGGCGCUGGUACGCGCUGGAGUCCAUGUUCGAGAACAGGAUAAGAUCUUUGUCAUCGACAGCAAAACAUGUGAGCAGCAGAUGAGUAACCCCGCAGCCAAUCCUUCAAGUCCAGAACAACCCGAGCCGGACGCAGCCGUCCCGUUAUCCAUCCGGCAGCUGGCACUGCGCCGCGGCCUGGCAGUGCUCUUCAUGUUCGCGCUCCUCGGCGCCGGAGUGCUCGUCAGCGAGCUGCUGGUCCCCCUGCAAUUGAACUGAUUUUGAGCCAAAAUGGCCGCCGCGCAAUACUCAGUUUCACCGCAGGGGCGAACGUCUGGAUGGAAGAUGCUUUUCACUGACCUCUCUGGUCAUGUGCUGCCCCCUGUUGAUUAAACCGGGUACGACACAUCUUCAAAUGCUUUCAGCGCCCUCACCUUUGAUCAGGACACGGCUCGUUGUUGACUUUGCUACUGGUUUAUUUUCACCCAAAUUCGAUGGCAAAAAUCCUUUGAAGAACCUCGCUCGCGAAAAGAAACUGCACUUAAUUAAACAACUGAAACUA